Molecule: messenger RNA, 3975 nt
Organism: Acanthocheilonema viteae
Lineage: Eukaryota; Metazoa; Nematoda; Chromadorea; Rhabditida; Onchocercidae
Source: the annotation of a GenBank genome assembly
AUGGUGUCGGCCUGGUUGUUCCUAUGGACGAGGCACAAGAUACCGGAUAAUGGACUUGUGGAGCAGGGUCGAGGCUUAUUAAUCCACAAAGUUGAAACGAAAAUGUUCCGUAUUGGUGGACAAUCGAUGGCACGGCUUGUUUCACGUACAAUACGAUCGACCGUAAGACACUAUGCCAAAGAUGUGAAAUUUGGCGCAGAUGGGCGUGCUUCGAUGCUGUACGGUGUGGAUACUCUAGCGGAUGCAGUCGCAGUCACAAUGGGGCCGAAGGGAAGAAAUGUUGUAAUUGAGCAGUCAUGGGGAAGUCCAAAGAUCACAAAAGAUGGCGUUACUGUAGCGAAAGCGAUCGAUUUUAAAGACAAAUACAAAAACCUGGGAGCAAAAUUGGUGCAGGAUGUAGCAAACAAAACCAAUGAAGAGGCUGGUGAUGGUACCACAUGUGCUACAGUUCUGGCUCGAGCAAUUGCAAAAGAAGGUUUUGAGAAUAUCAGCAAAGGAGCUAAUCCAGUGGAAGUGCGGAGAGGAGUAAUGAAUGCUGUGGAACUUUUGGUUGCUGAACUGAAGAAAAUGAGCAAAGAUGUGACAACUCCAGAAGAAAUUGCACAGGUAGCAACAAUUUCAGCGAAUGGUGAUUCCACUGUAGGGAAAUUGAUAUCCGAAGCGAUGAAGAAGGUCGGAAAUAGGGGUGUAAUCACGGUGAAGGAUGGUAAAACACUUCAUGAUGAAUUGGAAACGAUCGAAGGAAUGAAAUUUGAUCGUGGAUACAUUUCCCCAUAUUUUAUCAACACCACAAAGGGAGCGAAAGUGGAAUUUGAGAAAUGUCUUCUUUUGUUUUCGGAAAAGAAAAUCAGUCAAGUGCAGGAUAUUGUACCGGCUCUUGAAUUGGCGAACAAGUACAGAAAGCCAAUUGUAAUUAUCGCGGAGGAUGUGGAUGGUGAAGCACUUACUACUCUUGUGCUUAAUAGGUUAAAGGUUGGUCUCCAAGUGGCAGCUGUGAAAGCACCUGGUUUUGGAGAUAACAGGAAAAAUACAUUGAAGGAUAUGGCAAUAGCUACCGGUGGAACAGUCUUUGGAGAUGACGCUAAUUUGCUAAAAAUUGAAGAUGUGCAGAUCAGUGAUCUCGGCGAAGCUGAAGAAGUUUCAAUCACAAAAGAUGAUACACUCAUCUUGCGUGGCAAGGGGAAACCUGAAGACGUGGAAAAGCGAAUUGCUAUGAUUGAAGAUGAGCUGGAGCAAAGUACAUCUGAAUACGAAAAGGGUGUUGCAGUCCUGAAAGUAGGUGGCGCAAGUGAAGUAGAGGUAAACGAAAAGAAAGAUCGUGUUACGGAUGCCUUGAAUGCUACUAGAGCAGCUGUUGAAGAAGGUAUUGUACCAGGUGGAGGUGUUGCUCUCCUUCGCGCUUUGAGAGCUAUCGAAAAUAUAAAAGGAGAGAAUAAUGAUCAAGAUAAAGGUAUCCGAAUAGUGCAAAAAGCAGCACGUGAGCCAAUCAUGACAAUUGUGAGGAACGCAGGUGUUGACCCAUCUUCUGUUGUGGAAAAAGUACUCGCCAACAGCGAAUUGUCGUUUGGAUAUGAUGCCAUGAAUGAUGUUUUUGUGGAUAUGUUCAAAGCCGGUAUCAUUGAUCCCACAAAGGUCGUUCGGACUGCUCUUCAGGACGCGGCUGGCGUUGCAUCGUUAUUGGCUACAACGGAAUGCGUAGUGACGGAAAUGCCGAAAGAGGAGCCUCAGAUGGCAGCUGGAAUGGGUGGAGGUAUGGGUGGCGAAAUGACUUCAGAAAUAUAUGUGAUCUUUGCAAUUGUGUCGAUUUCUCUCUAUGUAUCACUCAAAAUAUUAAAACGUGGUAGUGAUACGAGUAAUUGUUUCCUGAAAAUGGUUUGUACCGGUAAAUCUAUCGAUCCACCGCUAUCCACUGAUCAAAUUCACAAAACUUUAAGGGAUAAAUUUAAUCCAUUAAUUGUUGAUGAAAAGUGGGAUGUGAUUGUAAUUGGAUCGGGUUUGUCAGGAUUAACAGUAGCAAGAGUGCUAACAGCUGCAGGUCGUAAAGUGCUUGUGCUGGAACAACAUGAUCGAGCUGGUUUGCACUACGUGCAAGAUAUGUAUUCUGGAAAGGAACUGUAUCGAAUUUGUUCAGCCAUUACAGAUUCACAAGUUCAAUGGCAAAAAAUGGAUGAACCAUUCGAUACUGUAAUAAUUGGAAAACGGUACUAUGGUCGAACGUCUGGAGACACUAUGCAUUUUCGUGAUCAAUUAAAAUUCUGGUUUUCAAACGAAGCAGAUCGUAUCGAAAAUUAUUUCGAUUAUGUUCUAAAAUGUCUUAAUAUCAAUUUUUGGUGGCUAAUUGGUGUAAAAUUCAUACCGCUGUUCAUUGUCCGCUUACUAUCCAAAUUCAAUUUCAUCAAUUUCUUCACCAAAUUAUUCCAAUAUUGUGAACUGAACCUGUUGGAUGUUAUGAAGAAUUAUGGGCUUAGUGCGGAAGUGAGAGCUGUUAUCAAUUAUUAUUUUGUUAAUUAUGGUGUUCCACCCAAUCGUGCAUCAUUCCUUCAACAUCAUCUAUUUCUUAUGGAAAAUGGAUAUUAUCCCAUCGGUGGUGCAACAUUAUUUAUAGCUAGCAUCAUUCGUUCCAUUGAAAAAUUUGGUGGAAAAGUGAUUGUAGAAGCGGAUGUGGAACAAAUAGUGUUUAAUAAUGGAAGGGUUAAUGGAGUAAAAGUGAAACAUGGCUCUUCUGAAUAUUUCAUCCAAGCAGCACUGGUUGUUUCAACAGCUCCAAUUAUUAAAACAUUCAAUGAGCUAAUAUCUCAAAAUAUCACUAGAAACUCAAUUAUGUUUAAAAUGGUUAAUCAACUUAAUUCAUUGAAUACCGUGCCAAUUGGUGGAUUUCAAGCAUAUAUUGGUUUGUCUGGAACGCAAAACAGUCUCCAAUUACCAUCGAAUAAUUUUUUUUGGUACAAGAACAAUAAUCCCUAUGAGUUUGAUCAUUACUUAAGUUUGUCAUCCUCAGAAGCAGCAGAGUAUGGUUGUCCACCGCAAAUUUUUAUUUGCUUCCCAUCAGCCAAAGAUCCGACGUGGGAUGAACGAAAUCCUGGCACUUCGACAUGUCAAUUAAUUUCCUUAGCAAAUCCUGCUUGGUUCGAAGAAUUUAAAGAUACAUCUAAAAAGAAAUCCAUAAAACGAUUGAAUCGAGCAGAGUACAUUGAAUUAAAACAUUUAAUUGGUGAACUGAUAGUAAAUCAGUUCUUGAUACUGUUUCCAAAUCUUGAAUCACAUAUAGCAUAUGUUGAUUUUUCAACUCCAUUAACUCAACAAUAUUAUAUGCAAAAUGUUCAUGGCGAAUAUUAUUCAUUAACACAACAAAUUGAUCGAUUUAAUUUCAAAUUUUGGAGUGAAUUAAGGUGCAAGACAGAUUUGCCCGGUCUUUACCUGUCAGGACAAGAUGUUCUUUUCUGUGGUAUUGCAAGUGUGUUACACAGUGCUUUAUUGACAGCUGGGAAUAUAUUGAAACGUAAUUUAGUGCAAGAUCUAAAGGAAGCUUACAACAAACAAACGGGUUAUAUUGAAGGAUUAAUUAUGCUUCGUUUUCAACUUUUAUUACUGCUAACUAUUUCAUCCUUUGCUUACGGUUUAUUUGGGCGAAAGAAGAAUGUAACGGUAGUGGGUGAAUUAAAUUGUGGUCGAAAUUAUUAUUCCAACGUAAAAGUUGAACUUUGGGAGGCAGACACUGUGGAUCGGGAUGAUAAAUUAAAUACAACAUAUACGAACGAAUCGGGCCAAUUCAAGAUAUUUGGCCAGGCAAGAGAAAUAUUAAAUAUCGAGCCCUAUUUAAAAGUACAUCACUUCUGUCAGCAUGGAACUCAUGAUGUGCGAUGCGAAAUAACUGAUCGUUUCGAUGUGCCAAAACAAUACCAAGGCAAACUGUACAAUCUAGGCCUAGUCGAUUUAUCCACUGCAACUAAAAAGCGAAAAAAAAAGUGCCACUGA